AGCCCAAUUAACUUGCAGUUUUUUCAAGUAGUAGGUACUUAAGUCACCAGUCAAUAAAAGCGGACUCGAAGCUCUUCAGAGCACAGUCGACUCCGAGAUCUAGAGAGCCAACAUGUUCCUGAGCAAAGCAUCCGUUGUUCUCCUCGUCGCCUUCUUUGGGACCCCAUGGUUUACGGGAGAUGGAGGUGUUUCUGCGAGUCCGUUGGGGCAAGUACCAGUAGUGGAAUUGCCAGAUGGGUUCGCUAACAACCCGCAUCAAGAACAGUUUUUCCCGUAUCAACAACAGUUUCGCCCACAGCAACAACAGUUUCACCCACAGCAACAACAGUUUUACCCACAGCAACGUCUAGUGGCUCACCCACAGCAAAUAGUGGCUUACCCACAGGUACCACAGCAGGUGUAUCUCCAGCCAGCCAACCCAAAUGCCUUGCCAACCAAACUAAGGCUGACGGAGAGCAUUUUAAUUGAAGAAAUUUCUCAAUAAAAUGUUUAAUUGACAAA
Messenger RNA from Spodoptera frugiperda (fall armyworm), 501 nucleotides. RefSeq lists its product as uncharacterized. The record is from RefSeq and is a predicted model, not a curated record. Lineage: Eukaryota; Metazoa; Arthropoda; Insecta; Lepidoptera; Noctuidae. The transcript is spliced from 3 exons. The coding region runs from base 113 to 484 and encodes 123 amino acids.